ACGAACAAGCAGACAAGUGUCUGACGGGAAACCAACGAAGGACAAUUGCGACUUUUUUUUCUCCCGUGUGCGGUUUGCGGUUGUUGGCCCGUCGCAAGAACGCUAGUCAUGUCCAAGCCGGUUCUCCUGUGCAGUUUUCUCGGCUCCUGCUCCUGGCGCGUUCGCAUUGUCUUACAAGUGAAGAAGAUUGACUUCGAAUAUCGGCCAGUGGAGCUGAAACCGAAUGGGGAGCAGAAAACUGCAAAAUUCAAAACGGUGAACCCAAUGGGCCAGGUUCCCGUUUUGCUAGCCGACGGAAAGCCCAUCAGCCAAUCGGUGGCCAUCAUGGAGUACUUGGAGGAGACGUAUCCGGAGCCGAGGAUGCUGCCCGCAGACCCUUAUUUGAGGGCCAAGUGUCGAGAGGUUGUGGAACUGAUCGUUUCGGGAGUCCACCCUCUGCAGAGCCCCAGCAUGAUCCCCUUUCUCGGCAAGGCUGAAUGGAAGAAGUGGGCCGACCGCGCCAUCACUCGUGGCUUCGCAGCCCUGGAAACCAUCCUUGCGGAGACAGCUGGCCGAUACUGCUUCGGAGAUGAGGUGACAUUCGCGGAUGCCUGCCUCUUACCUCAAGUGCACAACGCAUACCGCAUCGGCGUUGAUCUAACGCGCUUUCCAACGCUGCGGCGGAUUUACGAGGCACUUUAGCAGCACCCACUUGUUAAGAAGGCUGAUCCGUCGUGUCAGCCAGACACCCCUCCGACGGGAGUUCCAAACACAUUUGACCUCUUCAAGGAGCCAGGGGAUCAACAGCAGUAGGAAGCAAGUUGAAGUGUAUGUGUUGGUGAAAUUAAACAGUCGAUUUAAAGGUA
Molecule: messenger RNA, 845 nt
Organism: Dermacentor andersoni
Lineage: Eukaryota; Metazoa; Arthropoda; Arachnida; Ixodida; Ixodidae
Product: maleylacetoacetate isomerase-like
Biological process (GO): L-phenylalanine catabolic process; glutathione metabolic process
Cellular component (GO): cytoplasm; mitochondrion
Molecular function (GO): glutathione transferase activity; maleylacetoacetate isomerase activity
Source: RefSeq, a predicted model, not a curated record